Molecule: messenger RNA, 1178 nt
Organism: Gadus chalcogrammus (walleye pollock)
Lineage: Eukaryota; Metazoa; Chordata; Actinopteri; Gadiformes; Gadidae
Gene: sstr1b
Product: somatostatin receptor 1b
Exons: 1
Coding region: 66-1178 (370 amino acids)
Biological process (GO): cellular response to glucocorticoid stimulus; neuropeptide signaling pathway
Cellular component (GO): neuron projection; membrane
Molecular function (GO): neuropeptide binding; somatostatin receptor activity
Source: RefSeq, a predicted model, not a curated record
UGCACACGGAUUCUGCACGAUCGCCGACUCCCUAGCAUAGCGCUGCACACACCCAAUAACAAAGCAUGGAUUUCAACGGGAGCCGAGAGUACGCCUCGUCGCCGACGGGGUUCCCCUACAACUCGAGCGUGGACUACGACGACGGCGACUAUCUCCAGGAGACGGACGCCAGCAAGAUCAUCAUCCCGUCCAUCUACGCGCUCGUCUGCUGCGUGGGCCUCACGGGCAACGCCAUGGUCAUCUACGUCAUCCUCAAGUACGCCAAGAUGAAGACGGCCACCAACAUCUACAUCCUGAACCUGGCCAUCGCCGACGAGCUCUUCAUGCUCAGCGUGCCCUUCCUGGCCACGUCGGCCGCCGUGCGCCACUGGCCCUUCGGCUCCCUGAUGUGCCGGCUGGUGCUGAGCGUGGACGGCAUCAACAUGUUCACCUCCAUCUUCUGCCUGACGGUGCUGAGCGUGGACCGCUACGUGGCCGUGGUGCACCCCAUCAAGGCGGCGCGCUACCGCCGGCCCACCGUGGCCAAGGUGGUGAACGUGUGCGUGUGGGCGCUGUCCCUGCUCGUCAUCCUGCCCAUCAUCGUGUUCGCAGACACCGUGCCGGCGCCGGACGGCGGCGUGGACUGCAACUUCCUGUGGCCCGACGCGGCGUGGUCCGAGGCCUUCGUGGUGUACACCUUCCUGCUGGGCUUCCUGCUGCCCGUGGCCGCCAUCUGCCUGUGCUACUGCCUGAUGGUGGCGCGCAUGCGCGCCGUGGGCCUGAAGGCGGGCUGGCUGCAGCGGCGGCGCUCGGAGAAGAAGAUCACGCGCAUGGUGCUGCUGGUGGUGGCCGUGUUCGUGCUGUGCUGGAUGCCCUUCUACGUGGUGCAGUUGGUGAGCGUGUUCCACCGGCCGCCCGACCCCAUGGUCACGCAGCUCUGCGUCAUCCUCAGCUACCUCAACAGCGGCGCCAACCCCAUCCUGUACGGCUUCGUGUCCGACAACUUCCGGCGCUCCUUCCAGCGGAUCGUGUGCUUCCGCUGGCUGGAGUCGGGCCUGGACGCCGAGCAGGUGGACUACUGCGCCGUGGCGCUCCGGAGGCAGGCCACCUGCGGCCCCAAGGACUUCCCCAAGGACUGCGUCGCCUCGGACGUGGUGUUCCGCAACGGGACGUGCACCUCCCGCACCACCACUCUGUGA